This is a messenger RNA of Rasamsonia emersonii CBS 393.64, 1305 nucleotides long. RefSeq lists its product as uncharacterized. The transcript is spliced from 2 exons. The record is from RefSeq and is a predicted model, not a curated record. Gene Ontology annotation, cellular component: nucleoplasm. Gene Ontology annotation, biological process: DNA replication-dependent chromatin assembly; CENP-A containing chromatin assembly. Bases 1 to 1305 code for a protein of 434 amino acids. Gene Ontology annotation, molecular function: histone binding. NCBI's taxonomy places the organism in Eukaryota, Fungi, Ascomycota, Eurotiomycetes, Eurotiales, Trichocomaceae.
AUGAGCUCCCCGAAAGAGAGCCCUGAGCAACUUCGGGCGCGUUUAGCAGAUCUUACCGCCCGUGCUGCGGCAAAAGAUGCUGUGAAAGAUUUCAAUGCUGCCGCUGAGCUAUACUCUCAAGCCACUGAGCUCCAAGCCGAACUGAAUGGGGAAAUGUCCGUGGACAACGCUGACCUUCUCUACGCUUAUGGCAGAUCUCUUUACAAUGUUGCCGUAAGCAAAAGUGAUGUCCUUGGCUCUAAGAUCCCAGGGGACCAGGCGCUCGCCGAAAAUGCGACAUCUUCCGGCUCAACGUCUACGAACGAAGGACUCAUCAAGAACGCUAUUGCCAGUUCCGCAUCGAAAAGUGCAUUUGAAACAACGGAGCAGGUGCAAACAAAAUCGCAAAUAAAUCAGCAAUAUUUUCAAUUCACAGGCGACGAGAAUUUCGACGACUCGGACUCCGAGGAGGGGGAGGAUGAAGCGGACAAGGAAGAAGAUGACGAUGAUUUUGCCAACGCUUUCGAAGUACUGGACUUGGCACGCGUUCUUCUCUUGAAAAAGUUGGAUGGAAUGGAGAAUAAAAAAGAUGAGAAGGGGAAGUUGGCGGAGAUGCCAUUUGACAUUAGACACAUCAAGGAACGACUUGCAGAUAUCUAUGAUCUACAGGCCGAAAUCUCAUUGGAAGGCGAAAGGUUCACGGAUGCCGUUACCGAUCUCAGGACAGCCCUCGAGCUAAAGGAAGCACUUUUCCCUCUGGAGGAUCCUUCAGUUGCAGAGUGUCACUACAAGCUCUCUCUUGCUCUUGAGUUCGCCUCUGUCACAAAGCAAGAAGAUGGGGGUGAGCCAUCUAAAGCUGGCAAGACUGCCAGAGUUGAUACUGCUAUGAGGGACGAGGCAGCGAAGCAUAUGGAAAUUGCUAUUGAAAGUUGCAAAAUUAGAAUGACACAAGAGGAGCAAAAGCUGAACAAUGGCGAAAUAACAGAGGAGGAUAAAGUGAAUGCCGCAAGACGAAAGAUUGCCAAUGUUAAGGAAAUUGUCGCGGACAUGGAACAACGACUUGUUGACCUUCGACAGCCUCUGGUCUCAAUUAACGAUCCUAGUCAGAAUGCUGACAAUACAGUAAACGGCAUUCUCGGGCAAAUUAUGGGGAAGACGCCCGAAGAACAAAAUGCACGCCUGGAUGAGGUCGCGAAGAAUGCCAAUGACCUAUCCGCACUGGUAAGAAAGAAGGCUCCAUCCGAUCCCGCGCACAGGAAACGUCCACACGAAAGCAGUGAGCAGGGAGAAAGUGUGAAACGGGCUAGAGCGGAAGAUGCUUCUUGA